Messenger RNA from Cyprinodon tularosa, 3390 nucleotides. It is a transcript of the gene lonrf4, whose product is annotated as LON peptidase N-terminal domain and ring finger 1. Gene Ontology annotation, molecular function: protein binding; metal ion binding. NCBI's taxonomy places the organism in Eukaryota, Metazoa, Chordata, Actinopteri, Cyprinodontiformes, Cyprinodontidae. The transcript is spliced from 11 exons. The record is from RefSeq and is a predicted model, not a curated record. Bases 503 to 2254 code for a protein of 583 amino acids.
CGCCGCGUCACGUGACUCUUUAUUUAUGUAACGUAAUGGGGUUACAUAGUAACUGAGCUUCGUGGCUUCGGAAACGUCGCUCCAGAGGUUAUAAACGGACAGAGACACCUGAUUAGGGGGGAAACAAACAUCAAUGUGCGCUUUGAUCGGUUCCGCUGGAGCGCAGUUCGGUGCGGAGCGCGCGGCUUGGAGCGCACAGACCGACGGCUGCGCGUCACUCAGUCCGUUUAAAGUGUCCGAGGAAGGAAAGAUGCUGCUGGAUCCGAACCAAAGACUCUCUAAAGGCUCCAAAAGACAAUGUGAAUGAAAAGCUUUGGAUCUAGGAGUGAAGGUGAGCUUUAGGAGGGAGGCGCAGCAACCGAUCAGCCGCCGCUCAUCGGUAUGUUACUGGAAAGCUUUGUGCAAUAAUAACCCCCCAUCCUCUCCUUCUGGGUUCACUUUGACGUUAGAAGCUGAAAAGCCCCCCCCCCUGCAGCCUGUUUUUUAACGCCUGGUUGUGGUGAUGGAUCUGAUGGAGUGUCCGCACUGCCUCUUCCCGAUCUGCGAGCCGGUGACCGUGCCGUGCGGACACACGUUCUGCCGGAGGUGCGCGGCGGGUUCCCUCCCCUCCAAAUGCCCGCUGUGCAAAGAGAGGCUGAAGCAGAAGGAGGUGAGGAGCACCAAGAACAACGUCCUGCUCAUCGGGAUCGCUGAGAAGUGUUGGCCCCAAGAGACCAGGAUGAAGGGCCAAAUCCAGGAGAAGCUGAGAGCCAGCGAGUUCACGGAAGCUUUACGCAUGGCCACCGAGGCGCUGCGCUUAGUGCCGGACAAUCCGAGUUUGAAGCUGUUCAGAGCUGAAGCUAACCUGGGCCUGCUGCGGUUCUCCGAUGCUCUGAUGGACCUCGACUACCUCUGCUGCCUUCAACCCAACUGGACAGAAGGUUUUUUUCGUAAAGGGAAUGUUCUGCUGGAAAUGGGUCAGCAGAAGGAAGCCCUGAUCCAGUUCCACCAUUGCCUAAAACUUCAAGCUGACUUUGUUGCUGCAAAGAGCCAGAUCAAGAAGGUCCUGCAGGUAGAGGGAAUAGCGGUGCCAGAGGAGGUGCCAUGCAUUCUGCAGCUGGUUUCUGAUUAUCUGAAAGAACCCCCCAUCACCACCCUCAGCGGCUCCCAGGCACCGACGCAAGGAGAAGGCAAGAACCCAAACAUGGAGAGGAGAGAAGCACACAAGGUGAAGAUUCAGGAUGCUCCUUGUUCUGAAGUCAGUCCUGCAAAAAGGAUGAAGCAUGAAGCUGGUACGGAGUGCUGCCUCAGCCUCUGCCAAGCUGUUUCCUUCCUGCCUGCCGGUGAAGAAGAUGAGGAAAUGAUGAUGAGGAAAGAAGAAUGCCAGGGUAGAGGGGAAAGUAAAGCAGGCAGAGAGAAAACACUGGCUGUGCUCACCGUCUCAGACUUUGAAUGCCCUCUCUGCAUCAGGUUGUUUUUUGAGCCGGUAACGACUCCAUGCGGCCACACUUUCUGCAAAAACUGCAUUGAGAGGAGUCUGGACCACAACGUCCGCUGUCCACUCUGCAAGCAGCCGCUGCAAGAGGUAAACUCCAGACAGACAGGAGACUUUAUGUCCAGAUUUCUCAUUUCUGUCUCAUGUCUGUCUUGCAGCCUCACCAGAGACAUCCCCAUAUUUGUCUGUACCGUGGCCUUCCCAGGAGUGCCGUGCCCGCUGCACAUCUUUGAGCCGCGCUAUCGGCUGAUGAUGCGUCGCUGCAUGGAAACCGGCACCAAGAAGUUUGGCAUGUGCAGCUAUGAGCACGGCAAAGGGUUUGCCGACUACGGCUGCAUGCUGGAGAUCCUGGACAUGGAGAGGCUGCCUGACGGACGAUCUUACGUUGAAACCGUGGGCGGCAGCAGAUUCAGAGUGCUGAAGCGAGGACAGAGGGACGGCUACCACACAGCAGACAUCGAGUACCUGGAGGACGUCAAGGUUGAGGGGAGUGAGCUGGAGCUCUUGCAGCAUCUUCAUGACAGCGUGUACCAGCAGGCUCAGGACUGGUAUCAGCGUGUGGGCAGCCGCAGCCGCGAGCACAUAAACAGGCAGCAUGGCAGCAUGCCGGAUAAGGAGGCCGACAUUCAGGCUUCGCCCCACGGUCCGGCCUGGUGCUGGUGGCUGCUGUCGGUGCUCCAGCUGGACCCCGCCUAUCAAACCACCUUCCUGUCGCUGACCUCUCUGAAGGACCGCCUGGGACACCUCCGCCUCGUCCUCGAGUACUUUUCUCAGAGCUAGAUCCCAGAGCGCUGCCACAGCUUACCUAGGGUUCAACAUAACGCACACAAAGAGUCAAACCAGCGAACGCACGCACAAAACACCGAGCUCCAGGUCGGCUUCAGGCUAAAAGCAGACAGCUGAGGAUCUGACUUAGUUUUUAAUUUCUGCCAUUUGAUUUUGCAUAUAAGGAUCUUUGGAAACUUUUAUAUCGGACGAAACUUUGGGACAAACCAAAGACAGUUCUGGGUUAUCAAAGCUUGCUCUACACAGAGAGUUUGAACCGGGUCACUUUUCCAAAUAUUGUGCUGUAGGUGGAAACUGGGUGAUUAUUAUUAGUAUUAUUUUUUUCCCCCACAUCACAAACAAAGAACAUAAAACAGCCUCUGAUGCCUGUUUUAGCCAAAUGUGGAGACAGAUUUGACAUUAGAGGCUCAUCUGGGGGAUUUUAUGGUGAAACCGGUAACAUUAGUCCGAUCUGUCGGCCUGCAGCCGUUGAAUGUGGCCUGUUUUAUACUGAUAAGUGGUUUUAAAGUAAAGUACUUCUAUUUAGCAUUAAGGUUUGGCAAUAACAACUGACCCUGCAGCAGGUGGAGGAUGCAGGUGGAGGAUGCUGCUUCACCUUAGCAUUUAUCUUAAGCAACUUUUUUGACUUUGUGACGUUUAAAAGAUGCGAUCGGCUGAUAAGAAACGCAACAUGCUUGUUUUUAGUAAAAAGAUGCUCGACGUGUUUGUUUCAGGUGUAAAUACAUAUGUUUUGGUUCCUGCUCAUUCAGCAUGAGGUGCUGUUAGCACCGAUAGCACCGGCUGUUAAACUGUGUUAGCAGGUCUUAAGCAGGGACGGUCAUCAGUUUGGAUUUCACGACACCUACCUCUGGCCCCGAACUCCAUCUCUGCAUGGGUCUGGCCCGUCCUCCGCCGCCGGCCGCGGUUCCCUCUGAGUGCCUGGGCCCCAUCUUCUGGGUGAAGUCUUAACAUGUCUGCAGGACUUCAGCAGUGGACUGUUUCGUGUUUGGUUUCUAUUUGCUGUAGUGCUACAUUCCAUGGAAUGUUAAAGCUGUUAAUUCUCUAACAACUACGGGCGUAACUGGGUGAUUUUUUGUUUUGUUUUUUACACUUUAAUAAAUUUGCCAUAGAUAUCUAUGUGUUUAAUGCUU